Messenger RNA from Cheilinus undulatus (humphead wrasse), 5167 nucleotides. RefSeq names its product ubiquitin specific peptidase 42 (gene usp42). Gene Ontology annotation, cellular component: cytosol; nucleus. NCBI's taxonomy places the organism in Eukaryota, Metazoa, Chordata, Actinopteri, Labriformes, Labridae. Gene Ontology annotation, biological process: regulation of apoptotic process; protein deubiquitination. The record is from RefSeq and is a predicted model, not a curated record. Gene Ontology annotation, molecular function: cysteine-type deubiquitinase activity; cysteine-type endopeptidase activity. The transcript is spliced from 18 exons. Bases 91 to 3690 code for a protein of 1199 amino acids.
GUCAUUGUUCACCGCCGGACACCCGCUGGAAAUAAGGAAUGGAUUUACAACAGCUAUUACCGUAUUCAUAACAGAUUUCAGCUAUGAACAAUGACCAUAGUUGACAGAUCAUCAGAGAAGUCUGACCACGAGUCAGUCGGGUGUAAGCGAUCUCCCUUCACCAGUGGAGACGUGGGAAUGGACGGCAGUUGUUCCAGCAGCUGGGCAGUGGGUCCCACCAUGCCCAGUGACUCUCCGAGGUUGAAGGCUCCAGGUGGCUGCCUGGGCCCGACACCCGGAGCUGCUGUCUACAAUAGCACGCCCUCUUCUGUGGAACGGCCCAAGGAGCAAGUGAUGAGCUGUGAUGAUGGCCUUGACUUGCCCCAGAAGGUCCUCUUCCCUGCAGAGCGGCUCCACCUGAAGUGGACACAAGUUCACCGCAUUGGUGCAGGCUUGCAAAAUAUGGGGAACACCUGCUUCCUAAACUCAGCCCUGCAGUGUCUCACUUACACUGCUCCGUUUGCAAACUACCUGCUGACACGGGAGCACUCCAAAACAUGUCACGAGCCAGGGUUCUGUAUGAUGUGCACCAUGCAAAACCACAUCAUUCAAGUUUUUGCAAACUCUGGAAAUGUUAUCAAGCCCAUUGGUGUGCUCAAUGAACUCAAAAGAAUUGCUAAGCACUUCCGCUAUGGAAGCCAGGAGGAUGCACAUGAAUUCCUGCGGUACACAGUGGAUGCUAUGCAAAAGUCCUGCUUACCUGGAGCCAAAUUGGACAGGCAAACGCAGGCAACCACUUUCAUCCAUCAAGUAUUUGGCGGGCAACUAAGGUCCAGAGUAAAAUGUUUAAACUGCAAAGCAGUCUCUGACACAUUUGACCCUUUUCUGGACAUACCUCUGGAAAUUAAGACGGCUCUCAGUGUCUCCAAGGCUCUGGAACAGUUCGUCAAACCAGAACAGCUGGAUGGAGAUAACUCCUACAAAUGCACCAAGUGCAAAAAAAUGGUCACAGCCUCAAAGAGAUUUACCAUCCAUCGCAGCUCCAACGUGCUCACACUCUCUCUCAAACGCUUUGCAAACUUCAGUGGAGGCAAAAUCACAAAGGAUGUGAAAUAUCCAGAGUACUUGGAUCUGCGGCCCUUCAUGUCUCAGUCUCAGGGGGAGCCUCUGCUCUAUGGGCUGUAUGCUGUGCUGGUCCACUCUGGAUUCAGCUGUCAUGCUGGGCACUACUAUUGCUAUAUUAAGGCCAGCAACGGUCAGUGGUAUCAGAUGAACGACUCGUCUGUGUCUGUCAGUGACAUCAGAUCUGUUCUCAACCAGCAGGCCUAUGUGCUUUUCUACAUCAAAUCCACUGAUAUAAAGAAAAAUGGGGACUACGGCCACAUGGGUCAUAACGCAGGCGUACCUGGUCAGUCGUCUCCGCGACCGAUGGUGAUACCCCGCAUCAACACUACGGUGCAUCACAACAACACUGGCUUCAUAGGCCCUCAGCUGCCACCUCACAUGACAAAGAGCUCGCUUCAUGUGAAUGGGAAUGGAUCUCUGCGGGAUUAUCCCACCAACUCAAAGCCCAGCACCAGCAGCAGUGUUGUUGGAAAGCCUAACCAUGGCCUGGGCUCUUCCUCCUCAUCCAUCUCCCACUCAAUCAGCCGACCCACAGUGAUCCCUGAUCACGACAAACGCCAGAAGCUUUCAUUCUUCUUCGGACUGGGCAAACAGAACCGCCCAUCCUCGUCAUCCUCUUACAGCCAGCCGUCCUCUGCCAGCAGCUCAUCUUCCUCCUCCAGCUCUUUAUCCUCCUCUCAGUCUACCUCAGAUGUCCACUCAGACAUUCGCUUUGUACCACGUCAGAUAAGUCGUGUUAACGGCACGUCUUGCAGUAAUGGGGAACGUCACACUGGAGGGAAUGGAGCCUCGUUUUUGGUGCCAUAUGGCCAAGAGUCUUCAGAGGAAUCGGACCAGGAGAACUGUGGCUCCCUGGAAAAUGGCUGUUUAGGAAAGUCUCACUUUAAUGGAAGCAAAAGAACUGGAGAGGCAUUUAAUAAUUCUCCUAAAGGCACAAACGGAGAGUCAGGAGUGCACCAUAAUGGGAACGGAUUAAAUGGGGCCACCUAUGGUGUCACCAAAUCUGGUCAAAACGGGCACCAUUAUGGACACCACAAAGUGAAUGGACACAAACAUGAUAAAGUCUCUGACAGUAAUUACUGCAGUUUGCUCCAUGUGACUCCUGCUGCAGCAAAUGGGCUAGACAGUGACCACAGUCACUCAAGUAAAGAGGCACAUAACUCUGCCUCUCAGGCUAGCUCUUCUCAGAGCAGCCACAGCGCUGCCAGUGAAAGCCAGCACCUCUCCAAUCCUGACACAAGGGCUAAAGCUGUGUCUGAGACCCCUCCUCAGCAACCACCAUCCUCCACUGCUAGCUCUCCAUCUUCGGCUACGGCCACAAAGACCCAUUCUGUCACAUCUGCGGAGUCUGGCUUCUUUUCACACCAUAAUGGCAACUUCAAUGCGGCCUUAUCCACCCCAUCAGACUGCUCCCAAAGUACCAAUGGGCCCUCUACGGCUCCAAUAAAAGUCAGCAGAGAUGGCGAUGAAGUACUGAACAGACCACAGAUGAAUGGUCUGCCAACAGGGACUGAUGGGCGUACAGAUGCUAAAGAACAGCACCAGUACAAGCCCAGUUUUAGAGGCAAUGAAGGACAAUCUUUCCGAGACAGGGAGAGAGACAGACUGUACUCUGACUGGAGCAGAGACAGAGAGAGACACUACAGAGACAGAAGUACAGAACGAGAAAGUGACAGUGAUCGUCACCGUUACAGGCGGGACUACAAAGACCACUAUCACCGCUCAUACAGAGAUCGUUUCCCUCCUCAUGAUCGUUACUACAGAGACUGGGAGUCUGAGCGUCGCUGGGAACGCUAUCCUCACCAUCCCAGAGAGCGGGACCGUGACAGGUGCUCUAACCAUUACCACCGCUACCGGUCUAGAGAGGACUGGGAACGCGGACGGAGGGGACAUGGUUAUCCCUACCGCGAUGAGUCUAACGGUCGCAGGAGGUGGCAAGAGGAGAAUCGAGAAUCCCGGUCAGUGAAGGAUAAAAACAGCAACAGAGAGAGAGACCUUAACCCGCCUAAAGACAGAGACACUGCUUCAUCUGCAACAGUGACAGAAACCUCAAAAUCCAAAAACUCUCCCCCUAAAGCUCAUUUCUCCUCAUUUGAAUCCGCUCAAAACAAGGGGGAUCAUACUCACAAGAGGAGCUGGAGCAAGGAGAGGGAAGGCAGCUCUGAGGCGCAUCGCUCAAAAAAACACAAAAAGAGCAAGAAAAAGAAGAAAUCAAAAGAUAAAGACAGACACCGUGAGAGUGGAAGCUCCGAUGAUUCCGACAGAGCCGCAGAAACAAAAAAGAAAAAGAAGAAAAAGAGGCGGCAGCAGGACAGCGAGGCAGAGCACCACAGCCCUCGCAGCGAGGAGAGGGAAAGCCGUAAAAGACAUUAUGAUGAUGCCAAGAACUCUAAACAUGACAAUUAUUCACCUGAAAAACGCCGACGCAUUGACUACACUGGCGACAGUGGCGAUCAUCAACUCCCCUCCAACUACGCCUCUCCCACAAACGAGUCAAAUCACCUCCAUCUCAACGGGUUCACAGGAAAUGGCUACAGCCAAACCAACGGAGACUCCCACUGCUUCUCUGGUGGAUUCAAGCACUGACUUGACCUGUGACCACCAUCCCAUCAACACCAGAGGAAUGACAUCAACAACCUUUUAAAGUGGUGCUCUUCAAAUGGGACAAAAAAUAAAAAAGCAACAUUUUACUGAAAAUAAAGUGUUUUAAAUGUUCUGAUUUUUUUUUCUUUUUAAAGGCAUUGAUUUGUUUAAUUCUCCUAAAAUGGUUAAAAACUGUCACCUUGAACAUUUCUGAUGAAAAAAAUUAAUAUAUACUUGUAUGAACACAAACAAAGCCUGGAGCUUAAACAUCUCAGCUGCUGCUCAGAGGAACUCAGGACUUGAAAACUUGUUUAACAUCCAUCAUCGGUAUCCACCUGCUUUGAAUCUGAAUGAAACAAAGGGAAAUGUGUUGAGAAAACGGCGAUUUUAAGAUGUCACCAUAUGUACACAAUGUUUAGAGUUUUUCUUUGUUCCCACUGGGAGCAGACAAACAAACGGAGGGAGAGAUUUGUAAAUGAAUAAUGGGAACAGGACUUUGCUGACUGAUACCUCCAUGCUAAACCCUGGACAGACUUGAGAACAUUUCUCUGCAUUUUAACAUUUUUGGUUUCCAUUUUUUUCUCUGAAGCCUAAGAUUCACUCUGUAAUUUUAAAAACUUUUUCACAGAGGUUUUUCUCUAGAUCAUGCCUCUUUUCUCCCCUCUCUCACAUUCUUUCUUUUAAAACAUUUACAGAAAAAAAGAAUGCAUCAAGUUUGUUAUCAUGGCUGUGGACCAUUUUGUGUUUGCUUUUUAAUGAAAAAUACAGUUUGUGUCUUCUAGCGUCAUAAAAAAUACUGUGAAUUUAAUUUUCAACUGUACUAUCAGUUACUUUUAUAUGUAAAAAUCCUGUAUCAGGGUUCUCAGUUAUGUUUUGCUUUGUCAUUAGAAAAUCUCCUGUUAAUUUUGACCAUAUUCUCUGGACGAAUGUCUUUAAUGGGUAUGGUGUGAUUUUGUUUUUUGAUUGUUUUUAUUUUCAACUUUAGACAGAAGUUGAAAAACUGCUGUUAUAUCUUUAGUUUAGCAUGUCAGAAUUUAUACAUUGUUCAAGGUAAAAGCCUUAAAAUACAUUUGUUAUGUCAGACAGUGUGGUUUUGUUGGUCUUUGUUUACAAGCUGCAUUGAAAUGAAUGAAGAAGAGGUGCUAGGAAACUUUAAAGAGCUCCUGUCUGCCUUUGUAUGAUAAACUAUUAAUAGACUGACUGUAGUCCAGUGUCUUGUUGAACAAACCACAGUUAUGGUACAUUUUCAUGUAGAUCCAUUUGCUCUCUUCUGUUAAAUACACUUUUCUAGCUCUUCUAUGGCAUGGUUUUAAGUUGUCAACAUGUUUGAUACUUUUCAACACUAAGUGUUUUAAAAAUAUUACAAUCCUUGGUUAUUUUAAUGAUAAGUGCCAAAGUUUUAAAAACAUUUCAAUUUCAGAUUACAAAGGAAUGAUUCCACUAAAAAUGUUACAGCCCAGUCUAAACUUCACAAAAACAA